Messenger RNA from Culicoides brevitarsis, 1183 nucleotides. RefSeq lists its product as uncharacterized. Lineage: Eukaryota; Metazoa; Arthropoda; Insecta; Diptera; Ceratopogonidae. The transcript is spliced from 3 exons. Bases 152 to 541 code for a protein of 129 amino acids. The record is from RefSeq and is a predicted model, not a curated record.
AGCAAGACACAAGUAACGUAAACAACAAAAUUACUGAACUUUUCUCCAUUCGAACGAAAAUUGAGAAAAAUUAUAUUUUAUCACAUUUACUCGCUUUGGUGUCGGAUUUUCAGUGAUUUAAGUUGCAAAGUUUUAAGUGUACUUGUCGAAAAUGAUCACAAAUGCUUUAGAUGAGAUGGAAAAGUCCGUUGAAUCGGCAAAUAUGCAGAUUUCGAAUUUGUCACAAAAAUUGAUUCAAGUUGAACGAACGUUGCCGGAGGAUUUAGAAGAACAAGCAACUGUGAUGGAAUUACUUGAAUCUGUGACCGAAGUCAAACACGACUACGAAAACUUGCGCAAAGAUCUCAAGGAAGUGCAGCAACUACAACGUGAGAUGACCCAUUCGUUACGCUACCAACUCCGAUCGAUGAGUCAAACGUUCGAGAUUUUAAAGAAGAAAAUCGAGGCAAAUCCCGCACAAUAUUCCAAUGCCUUGCAACAACAUCAACACCACGUAAACCAAACAAAUUCCCAAAUUCAAGCCAACUCAAAAAUACAUUGAGGGCAUGUAAAUGAAUCUUGCUUUGUGUAUCGUGUUAGUUCUAUGCCUUCCUUCUUGACUUUCUUUAAUCAUUAUGAUCGUUUUUACUAGAAUAGACGCCAGAUGUCGCUAUAUUUUCUUAAAAUCCAUUUUUUUACGAAUCUAUAUUUUAUGCUAUUUUUGAUAAGAAAAAAAAAUAAGUACCUUAUAUUAAAUAUUAAAUGAUAUAAUUGUUUACAUAAUUUGUCGUUAAACUAAAAAAAAAGACAAGCCUACUCGAUACAAGUACGGCACACAAAUCACACGACACUAAACACAAUAACAAUAAUAAUAUAUCACACAAAAAAAACUAUUUCCUAUACAUUUUUACUACUUAAUUAUACAAAAUAUACAAAUAUUUACACUUUUUCGUACACAUUCGACAUAUUUGGUGUUAUAAUGUUAAAAAUAAUAUUAAAAAUAUAAUUUUACAUAUUUAAGUGUCAUGCGAAAUUGUAAAAUUUUUUUAGUUUUAGAAAAUUGAAUGAUGCUUUUAUACACUUUUUAACACAAUUUUGUCACAUUAAUAUAGUCUAUAGUUGAUGAGAAAGAGAAACGAGACUCGAAAUGCGAAUUUUUUGAUGUUUAAUUAUUAUUUUUAAAAUUAAUUAUAAUUUUUGUACA